GUUCCUUUGUUUCAGAGUUAAGUGAAGUAAGCAUUUAGAUUUUUAUCAUGGAACUUUAGCACUAAAAUUGCUCAAAAAGAUUACCUUUAUUUCUCUAUUGUCUCCCAUCUUUCCUAUUUCUUGCUGGCUGGAGUGGAGACCUGGUAUUAAGCCAUCUUGGACUAUAUAAGUAUCAGCUAAGAAUCAUACACAACAUGCUGGAAGGAGCCUGGAUCCCUGAGGGCUUCAUGGAGCAGAGCCUCCACCUUCUACUUUUAACGGGAGAGAACUAAACUUUAUCUGGAUUAAGCCAUUAUUAUUUUGGGUUUCUGUCGCAGAGAGCCAAACCUGAUUUCUAAAUAAUAUGGCCUAAAGCACCAAAGGGAAAAAGUGCAGGACGGGAAAAAAAAGUCAUCCAUCCAUAUAGUAGAAAAGCAGCUCAAAUUACAAGAGAGGCCCACAAACAAGAAAAGAGGGAAAAAUUUUUAAAGCUUGCUUUGGAAAUUUUCUAACAUGGAUAUGCCUUUUCUUCCAAGAUUAAAGAAUGACAAGGCCUUGCGUCUCAACCUUAUUGGUGAAAAACUUCAGUGGUUUCAAAAUCAUCUUGAUCCCCAAAAAGUGAGAUAUUCAAAGAAAGAUGCUUGUGCAUUAAUUGAAAGGUAUUUAAAUCGAUUCAGCAGUGAGCUGGAGCAGAUCGAGUUACAUAACAGCAUCAAAGACAGGCAGGGGAGGCGGCACUGUUCCCGGGAGACAGUCAUCAAGCAGACGAUGGAGCGGGAGCGGCAGCAGUAUGAAGGUUAUGGCCUCGAAAUUCCAGACAUUUUGAAUGCGAGUAAUCUGAAAACUUUUAGGGAAUGGAAUUUUGAUCUGAAGAAAUUACCAAACAUUAAAAUGAGAAAAAUUUGUGCAAAUGAUGCAGUUCCCAAGAAGUGCAAGAAGAAAACUAUUAUAACUGUAGACGAAGACUUUGGGGAUUUGGAACUAAAAGAUGAAUCAAGUGACUCAGAUGAGGAAAUGACUGCAGUGGACUAAUUGUCUUUACUUGAAUUGAAAAUAAAUAAUUUGAGACCUUCAA
Lemur catta (Ring-tailed lemur) is the source of this 1054-nucleotide messenger RNA. It is a transcript of the gene TMA16, whose product is annotated as translation machinery associated 16 homolog. Lineage: Eukaryota; Metazoa; Chordata; Mammalia; Primates; Lemuridae. The record is from RefSeq and is a predicted model, not a curated record. Gene Ontology annotation, cellular component: nucleus. The transcript is spliced from 7 exons. Bases 493 to 1011 code for a protein of 172 amino acids.